AUGAUUGUGAGUGAGAAAAUGGUUGCUGAAGCGGAGGUUAUAUGCCAGAAGACCAUGGCCAUGCCUGUGCUGGACAUGAAGUACCGUGUCUGCGUUUCCAAGGACCACAACCUUCAGAUCGACGUGGCCUCCCCGCCUUCUUCUGCUCCGAGCUUCGGCGAGGUUUGCGUCUCCGAAACGAUUUCCACUGAGAUAUCUCGCUUCGAAUCGGUUGUGAGUUGCACAGAGAGCAUUAAUAAAGCUGUAAUGGAGUCUUCUGCCAUCAAGUUUGUCCCGGACAUUCAUUCAGGAAGCCACACUGACAUCGGAGGAAGGGAUUCGAUGGAUGAUGAACACAUUCGGAUAGAUGAUCUAUCUGCCCAUGCGGGGCCUCUCUUCAAGUCUCCCGUGCCAAGUGCAUUUUAUGCAGUUUUUGAUGGUCACGGUGGGCCUGAGGCAGCUUCUUAUGUCAAAAAGCAUGCCAUGAGACUCUUCUUUGAAGAUGCUGAUUUGCCGCAGAGAAUGGAUAUGGAUGCUGUUUUCUUCAGAGAGUUGGAGAAUUCCCAUAGGAAAGCAUUUCUACUGGCAGACGAUGCCUUGGCUCAUGAACACAGCGUGAGCAGUUUUUGUGGAACAACUGCACUGACUGCUUUAAUUCUUGGAAGGCAUUUGCUGGUUGCAAAUGCUGGUGACUGUCGAGCAGUUCUUUGCAGGAAAGGAGUAGCAGUUGACAUGUCUCAAGACCACAAGCCUACUUACUUGCCGGAACGCAAGCGAGUUGAGCAGUUGGGUGGUCGCAUUGAUGACGGGUAUCUUAAUGGUCUCUCAGUCACUCGAGCCCUUGGAGAUUGGGACUUGAAAUUGCCACUCGGUUCAUCAUCACCUCUCAUUGCUGAGCCAGAUGUUCAACAGGUUAUGUUAACAGAAGAUGAUGAGUUUUUGAUCAUUGGUUGUGAUGGGAUCUGGGAUGUUAUGUCAAGCCAAUAUGCUGUGAGUCUUGUUCGGCGUGGUCUGCGGAGGCAUGAUGACCCGCAACAGUGUGCCAGAGAACUUGUCAAGGAAGCCUUGCGCUUGAAUACAACUGACAAUCUCACCGUUAUUGUUGUGCGCCUCUCUUCUCCUAAUCGUGUUGUUGAGUGCUCACCCCAGCGCCCAAGGUUGAGGAUCUGCAGUCUAUCUGAGGAAGCACGCAGCCGGUUGAGAAGCUCGUUAGGAGGCAAUUGA
This is a messenger RNA of Prunus armeniaca (apricot), 1203 nucleotides long. Lineage: Eukaryota; Viridiplantae; Streptophyta; Magnoliopsida; Rosales; Rosaceae. The record is from the annotation of a GenBank genome assembly.